Messenger RNA from Aureococcus anophagefferens, 899 nucleotides. RefSeq lists its product as hypothetical. Bases 193 to 531 code for a protein of 112 amino acids. Lineage: Eukaryota; Pelagophyceae; Pelagomonadales; Pelagomonadaceae. The record is from RefSeq and is a predicted model, not a curated record. The transcript is spliced from 4 exons. Gene Ontology annotation, molecular function: peptidyl-prolyl cis-trans isomerase activity.
AUGCCGCUACUAGGGUUGAGACUGCAAAUAACACGCUCGGCGGCCCGGUGAAAGAGCAAGACCCAUGUUUCGGUUGUCGGCGUUCCGCAUCAAAGUCGGCGUCUUCCCGGCCAUUUUUUUUUGGGGGGGGUUCUCACAACAUUAUAUCUUGAAUCAUGCCUCAUCACGACUAAUCCGACCGGCACACGGGUGAUGUCGAAGAAAAAGGACAUUGCCGUCGAAAUUUUUGCGGCAGGAGAUGGAGUCAACUAUCCCCGCAAAGGUCAAACCGUUACCGUUCACUACAGCGGCUACCUCCCGAGCGGCGACAUGUUUGACUCUUCGAGAGAUAGAGGUAAGCCAUUUAAAUUCAAACUUGGUGGCGAGCAAGUCAUCCCGGGCCUCGAUGCUGGUGUCUCCCAGCUUAGUAUCGGUGAACGAGCUAAGAUUGUGAUCCCACCAGACAUGGCCUAUGGCGAUCGCGGGUUUCCAGGCCUGAUCCCAAGGAAUUCUGCCCUGAUCUUUGACUUGGAACUCAUAACCUUCAACUGAUGGACAUUGUGCCUUCGCGAGUCGAUUGUUGAUAUCGGUCGAUUGUUGAUCGGCCGUGACAUUGGUUUGCUGCAGCACGACCUCGGAUUCCGACUUUGACGCCCCAAGUCCCAAGACUUGGUGCCGCACUCGGUGUGGACCUCUUGCUGCACCUAUGGCCCGCCGCUUUACUUGACGAAGGGCUGCUGUUGCUAGACUACCCCAACGCCAACCUGCCCUGGCUGCCCUAAUCAGGGCACCCUCAAGGUACAGCCACCUUUCAAGUCAAACUACGGGACCGGAAAGCGGGGUAGACUGCGCCACUGUGCAGUGGAUGGUGAUUAUUAGCGAGAUAGUCGCUACUAGUAGUAGUAAACUCCGGGACAGGG